AUGGCCGAAAUUCCAGCUCCCCUCGCGGCCGUUCAGGUCGAGGCCUUGGUGGUGAUGAAAAUCAUCAAGCACUGCUCCCAGGCCUUCCCCUCCACUGCGACUGGCGCCAUCGUCGGUAUGGAUGUCGAUGGCACUCUCGAGAUCACCAACACUUUCCCUUUCCCCGUCGUCGAAGUCCCCGCCGAGUCGCACUUUGACAACGCCGCACCCAACCCCGCUGCUGCCGCUCCUCGUGCCAAGGCAAACGCCGCCUACUCUGCAGAGAUGAUUCGCAUGCUGCGCGAGGUCAACACCGAUGCCAACAGCGUCGGAUGGUACACCAGCGCCAACAUGGGCAACUUUGUCAACAUGAAUGUGAUCGAGAACCAAUUUUACUACCAGAGCCAGUUGAACGAGCGCACAGUCGCCCUCGUUCACGAUGUCAGCCGCAGUUCCCAGGGCAGCCUCAGCCUCCGGGCCUUCCGCUUGUCAUCCAAGUUCAUGGCUGCGUUCAAGGAGAACAAGUUCACCUCCGAGGACCUGCAAAAGUCCAACUUGCGCCACCCCGACAUCUUCGAGGAAUUGCCCGUCAAGCUCCACAACUCCCACCUGAUCACCUCUUUCAUCCACCAGCUGCACCCCUUCGCCAAAACCUCCACCCUCACUCCCAACUUCGACAACCUGUCCCUCAGCAUCGAUCCCUUCCUGGAGAAGAACUGCGAUCUCCUUCUGGACAGCAUCGAGACCCACAACACCGAGGUCAACAACUACCAAUACUACCAGCGUGUGCUCGGCCGCGAGCAGCAGAAGAUCAACGCCUGGAAGCAGAAGCGCGCACAAGAGAACGCCACCCGUGCCACUCUCAACCAGCCCCUCCUCCCCGAGGACGAGUGGCAGCGUCUGUUCAAGCUUCCCGCCGAGCCCAGCCGUCUGGAGAGCAUGCUCAACACUAGCCAGGUGGACCAGUACGCGCGCCAGGUCGACAGCUUCGUCUCAUCCAGCACGGGCAAGAUGUUUGCCAUCAAGGGCAACCUUCUGCCCAACGAGACCUCGAACUAA
Molecule: messenger RNA, 1038 nt
Organism: Penicillium coprophilum
Lineage: Eukaryota; Fungi; Ascomycota; Eurotiomycetes; Eurotiales; Aspergillaceae
Product: putative eukaryotic translation initiation factor 3 subunit EifCh
Exons: 5
Coding region: 1-1038 (345 amino acids)
Cellular component (GO): cytosol; eukaryotic 43S preinitiation complex; eukaryotic translation initiation factor 3 complex
Molecular function (GO): translation initiation factor activity; metallopeptidase activity; protein binding
Source: RefSeq, a predicted model, not a curated record